CUGGAGAGGCAGGAGGUAGAGGACUGAAAAAGAGGGUGAGUAAUUCUUAGUGACAUCAGUCACUAGAGGUGGCAAGUUGCCAACCUGGACUGCCAGUAAUGGCCAGAAUUACACUGUGGCUCUGAACUUACAGCUCAUCUUUCCCUGGCCCAUGAGAAUUUGAGGUGGAGAGACAGAAUGCCCUGGUAAGUGGAAGUUCUGCCACUUCAAGACAUGGAGUCAUCUUUCCCAUUUGGAGUGAUCCUUGCUGUCCUGACCUUCCUCAUCAUUGCUGUUAAUGCAAUAGUGGUUGUGGCUAUCCUGUUGUCAAUCCACAAGAAUGAUGGUGUCAGUCUCUGCUUCACCUUGAAUCUGGCUGUGGCUGACACCUUGAUUGGUGUGGCUAUCUCGGGGCUAGUCGCAGACCAGUUCUCCAGCUCUUCUCAGUCCACACAGAAGACCCUGUGCAGCCUUCGGAUGGCAUUUGUCACUUCUUCUGCAGCUGCCUCUGUCCUUACAGUCAUGCUGAUUGCCUUUGACAGAUACCUAGCCAUUAAGCAGUCGCUCCGCUACUUCCAGAUCAUGAAUGGGCCCAUGGCUGGGGCCUGCAUUGCUGGGCUGUGGUUGGUAUCUUACCUCAUUGGCUUCCUCCCACUUGGAGUCUCCAUAUUCCAGCAGACCACCUACAAGGUGCCCUGCACCUUCUUCUCUGUGUUUCACCCAAGGUUUGUGCUGACCCUCUCUGUCGCUGGCUUCUUCCCAGCCGUGCUCCUCUUUGUCUUCUUCUACUGCGACAUGCUCAAGAUUGCCUCUGUGCACAGCCAGCAGAUCCGAAAGAUGGAACACGCAGGAGCCAUGACUGGAGCUUACCGGCCUCCACGGUCUCACAGCGACUUCAAGGCUGUCCGCACUGUAUCUGUUCUCAUUGGGAGCUUCACUCUGUCCUGGUCCCCCUUCUUUAUCACUAGCAUUGUACAGGUAGCCUGCCAAGAGUGCAACCUCUACGAAGUGCUGGAACAGUACCUAUGGCUGCUCGGUGUAGGCAACUCCCUGCUCAACCCACUCAUCUAUGCCUAUUGGCAGAAGGAAGUGCGGCAGCAGCUCUACCACAUGGCCCUGGGAGUAAAGAAGGGGCUCACCUCCUUCCUCCUCCUUCUCUCAGCCAGGAACGGUGGCCCAGAAAGACCCAGGGAAAAUUCCUGUCACAUCGUCACUCUCUUCCACUCAGAGCUUGAUGGCUAAGAUGGUAAGGAAGGAGAAGUUUCAAAGUGCCUUAUCCUCUCCCCACUCUGGAUCCCAGCUAGGAGUUCACAUGGAGCUAGGUGAAUGACAGA
Molecule: messenger RNA, 1313 nt
Organism: Castor canadensis (American beaver)
Lineage: Eukaryota; Metazoa; Chordata; Mammalia; Rodentia; Castoridae
Gene: Gpr119
Product: G protein-coupled receptor 119
Biological process (GO): adenylate cyclase-activating G protein-coupled receptor signaling pathway; regulation of metabolic process
Cellular component (GO): membrane
Molecular function (GO): G protein-coupled receptor activity; phosphatidylcholine binding
Source: RefSeq, a predicted model, not a curated record